Molecule: messenger RNA, 3880 nt
Organism: Lates calcarifer (barramundi perch)
Lineage: Eukaryota; Metazoa; Chordata; Actinopteri; Centropomidae
Gene: cavin1b
Product: caveolae associated protein 1b
Exons: 2
Coding region: 343-1752 (469 amino acids)
Biological process (GO): termination of RNA polymerase I transcription; transcription initiation at RNA polymerase I promoter
Cellular component (GO): cytoplasm; caveola
Molecular function (GO): rRNA primary transcript binding
Source: RefSeq, a predicted model, not a curated record
AAAACCCUGGCGGCUUUAGCUUGACUGGAGUGUUGUCUCUCCCUGGUGUGGCAUUCGCAUUCUAACGCUCAUGUGGUAACAUCCAGCAUUGCUUGGCUUCCCCUCCACACUGGCCUGAUUCCAGGGAUUUGAAGUAGACGGGAUAGACAGAGGGAAAGAGCGACAAAGUGCAUGUAUGCUGGUGCAAGAUAAGUGAAUUUUGAAGUAGGAGGGAAAAAGAACAGAGGUCCAGAGAAGGGAAGAAAAGAAGAAGCAGGUGAGAGAAAAGGUGGAAAAGGGAUCUAGAAGAAACAGAGGUGAAGAAAGGUCAAUUAGCUGAUUGUACACUACACAUCCACCAUUAUGGCAGCCAUGGAAGCACUGGAAUCCUCGAGUGCCCAGCUGGAGCCUCAAACCCUCACUGAGAUCUCAGACGACGAGGUCAACCUCCCUCCCUCAGAUGACGAAGACGAUGCCCUUGCCGCAGCCAAGAGAGAGCUGUCCACCAUGGGCACGGAGGGGGAUGCUGCUGAAGACAAGGGUGAGGCGGCAAAGCUGGACCCGCAGGCAAACGGGGUCAUGGUGCUGUCUUUGCUCGACAAGAUCAUCGGGGCAGUGGACCAGAUCCAGCAGACCCAGAGCGGGCUCGAGGCCAGGCAGCAAGAGAUGGAGCGUACGGUGACCAGCAUCCAGGGCGAACUGACCAAACUAGCCAAGAGCCACAGCACCACAUCCAACAGCGUUAAUAAGAUGAUGGAGAAGGUGCGCAAGGUGAGCGUGAAUGUCAAGACGGUGCGAGCCACCCUGGAGAAGCAAGGAGGCCAGAUCAAGAAGCUGGAGACCAACGAGGCCGAACUGCUUAAGAGACGCAACUUCAAAGUCAUGAUCUACCAGGAUGAAGUGAAAGUUCCCUCAAAACUCAGCAUCUCUAAAUCCAUGAAGGUCUCUGAGUCUGUGUCAGGAAGUAGAGGAGGCAGCUUGCUAGAGCUUAAGGAAACUGCGGAAGAGCCUGGAGAGGAGGGAGGAGAAGGAGAGAAGGCAGACAAACCCCAUGUAGACCUGUCAUCAGAUGAAGAAGGGGUGGAGAUUGAGGAGACCAUUGAGGAGUCUCGUGCUGAACGCAUCAAGCGCAGUAGCCUGCAGCGCGUACAAACCUUGAAGACAGUCUUCUCAAAGGAGAAGAUGGAUAAGACCAAGGCAAAGACCAAAGAGAACCUGGAGAAGACCAAACAAAAAACCAAGGAGAACCUGGAGAAGACAAAGCAGAAGACAAAAGAGAACCUGGAAAAGACCAAGCAGAAAACCAAGGAGAAUUUGGAGAGGACCAAGCAGAAGACUAAGGAGAACCUGGAGAAGACCCGUCACAACAUUGAGAAGAAGAUGGGAAAGCUUGGAACACGCAUGACUGUCAACCCUGAGCGCAGACAAAAGAUGCAAACAUCCCGUGACAAGAUGAAGAAGGCCUUUACACCAGACCAUGUUGUUUACGCCCGUUCCAAGACUGCUGUGUACACGGUGCCCCCCUUCACCUUCCAUGUCAAGAAAAUCCGCGAGGGUGCUGUCGAGGUGGUCCAAGGCACUGAGAUGGUGGAAGUGUCCCAGGAUGCCGAGCCUUUCAGUGGGGUGGAUGGGGAAGUUGAGGAAGGUGCAGUCGAGGUUGAGAUGGAGAUGAUGAAUGGAGGAGGGGAUGAAGAAGAGGCGGAGGAGGAUGAAGAGGAGGACAGCCAUGAUGCCCUGCAUGAGAAUGAAGACAGAGAUAGAGACAGUGAUUAGAUAAAGAACGAGUAAUUUGCCAUGAUCCUAACAAAAUCCUUUGCACCAACCCUAAGUGUUCUGCAAAAACUGAAUAAAUUGUUGAGAAUACUGUUAAAAAAUAAUUACGGUUGAUUUAUAGUUGGGUCUUAUUUUUAUUAUUUUGGCCACUAUUCCCAUCAGUUAUAUUAACUUUGUACUCACCAAAAUGUUAAGAUCUGGGAGCAUGGCAAUAUUGCCACAAAUUUGACAGAUUAGUCAGACAAUCAGACAGUUAUUGAUCAAGCCAAUAGUUUAUCCAUAGCACUUUAUAUGGCAAACUGCACCCAAAAUGUCAGUAAUAAUCAUUCACUGAACAGGUUUCCAUUAUUGUUUGAAUCGUAAAUCGUACUGGAACUAGUCCUAGAACUACUAGAACUACUCUUGAAGAGGUUGAAAGCACCAUUCCCCAAAAUGACUGGAGAUAGGGUAGCUGAUAUCUGUUGGUGGCAGUAAUCUGCACUUUGGAGAAUAUGCAGUACACAAUGGCAAAAAUGGGCAACCUCAAGGUUCAUCGGGCUUGGACAGAUACUUAAAUAUGUUGGUAUAAAUCGUGGAAUAGCUUUUAGUCACAUUAAAAUUCAAACAUAAUCUAAAGUAAUUUUGCAGCAACAGACUGACCACGUGAAAAACAGUGAAGAGAACAUGUUGUUUAUUUUCUUUGUCAUUGAGCAAAUCCUAGAUCCAAACUGGUUGGAAGAAUUAUCCAAUCAGAAGCUAGCAAAGUGCUGCAGUAAUAGGUGAGAGGGUGUGGUCCGGGAUAGAAAUUGGUUUAUUUCAGUCUCUCAAACAAAAUGCUAAGAGUGAUUAAAUAAUGCAAUCAGAUGAGAUAUUUUAAAGUCAUAUUUACUUAAAUUGUUUAAGCAGAAACAAAUUCUGGGCUAACAGUGUACAAGUUCAAGUAUGGUAAGCAUUGUACAGGAGGUAAAAGUUGAACCAGGAGGAUGGCUAUUUCUGCCUUUGUUUUCUCUUCUAUAUAAGUUUGGCUAACUUUUGGGUUUGUUUGUUUCCACCCUGUCGGAUUCUUUGACUACUCAUGUCACUUAACUUGUCAGACUUCUUUUCAGCAAUGGUCCCCAAUGUCUGGAUUGCUAAGUGAGCAGGGCAGGCAACUGCUCUAGAGUUCAACUGGCCCUGAAAGCUCCAGGACUGAUGUAUGUUAGCUGAUUUAUGUUAGUUUUAUUAAAACUUUCUUUGUAAAUAUAUACCAUUAAAGUAUCACCUGACAUGGUAAGUGUCUACGGAAUGGUCCUCCCUCAUUACCUAAUCUUAAGGCCCCUGCGUAUGGAGGGAUGUAUCACCUGAUGCUGCAGUUCCUCAUAGAUUUUUGUAUCUGUCAGUUCAUUGUUUUGGGUUCAGUUGGUUCAGUCUCACCGCUCUCAAUAACUAACUUUCCAGCAGCAGCAGGCAGCUGUUUUCAGUGAAAAAGCUAUAAUAAACCUACCUACCUAAUACCUACUCAGCAGCAAAGAACAGACAAAGUUAGCUAAUAGCUGAUGAAGAAAGUAAAAUAUUUAGUAGCUGAAGGAACAGGUGUUUUUCUCUGUAGCUGGUGGAGACCAAAACAGACCUAAAAGGAGGGUGAGUAUUGGACAUAAGUUACCAGGUGGGCACAAAAACAAAAAUGAAUGUUAGAUCAAAUCUGCUUGAUGUGUAAAUAGGCAACUGUUUGCUAACACAUUCAACUUUAUAGGGUGAUAAACCUUGUUGGGCUUUUAAGUGGUCAAAAAUAUUUUAGAGCUAAGCCAGGGUUAGGUAGUAUUCUAACUUAGAAAAACUGCACACACACCUGGGUCAGCAGGUGCCUGGAGCAUCCUAGCAGUAUAAUCUAACCAUGGGCUGCCAUAUUCCCAGGUCUCUACAGGUUAAGACAAUAUCAUUAUAACCAGUCGGGAUGAUAGCCAAUACUAUAAAAAUAACCCAAGUUUUAAAAAAAUGCAUUUUUUAAAGGUUUUACUUUAUUUGACUACAAGCUGUCUGCUGAAAAUUCUGAAUUCAAAGAGCUUAAUGAAAAUCUUAUCAUAUUUGCAAAAGCACUUCAGGGGUUGUUUAGAGUGUGCUUGUGUUUGGAUGGUGUAGAUGAUCACUAAAAUUGAAAGAGGAGGAAAAA